GUUUUCACAUAGAAAGCUCAAAAUCUUUUUAAAUUAGGUUCAUUUCUAAGGGAUCAAAGGCUGAAAGAUUUGUUCAUUUUUAUCCUCAAUUAGCCACUUUCAAGUAAGUAUAUGUACAUAUAUUUUCAAGGUUUGGAACAUUGAAAACUGCCCCUUUUGUAAGCAAAGAGAUGGAAGCCAUAUCCAUCGGAUCUGAUCCUCAUCUUUAUUUUCAAGUGGGAAAGAUAAAAAUCAGUGAGGGAAUGAAGUGUUUGCAAGAUUUAGUACAAUGGUACAAGGACAACUUGAUCCCAGAAAGUGCUGGAAGGGUUAAUGAAAUCAUGGCCUAUCUUCAAUCUCUUCAACGACAAGUAGUACAAGAGAUUGAAUCUUUAGCACAGCAGGGAGAAGUAUCUGUAUCUUCCAAUGUUGAUGGAACAAAUCUGCAAUGUCGACAGGAAAUCAUUCAAAUAAGUGAAGAAAAUGCCUAUUUUGGACCUACUCUAAAUCAGGAGAUUGAAAUUGUGAUGAAUCCGAAUAUAGACAACACAUCAAGUGCUAAAAGAAGAAAGUUGAAAUCAAAGGUUUGGGAGGACUUCAAAAAGUAUGAAGGAAUAAAUGGAAAGGAAUGGGCUAAAUGUAAACACUGUAAGAAAGACUUUGUAGGUUCAAGUAAGAGUGGAACAACACAUCUCAGAAAUCAUUUAAAAAGUUGCCCAGGUAUAAAGAAUCUAGGUGGAGGUGUAGAAAAAGCAAAAGAGAAAAGUGUGAUAGAUCCAGAAUUGAAUGGUUCUGAUUUGGUGCUAAAGAUUAUUAAGUAUGGUUUUGUUGAACAUGGGAACAAUUCUAACUUGGUUUUAUUGAUUGCAAUAAUUUUGGAUCCACGAUACAAAAUGGAUUAUUUAAAACAGAUUUACAAAGCGAUAUAUGGUAGUCAAGGAGACGCACACUUGAAGAAAAUCAUUGAUGAUUUUACAAAUAUUUACACUAAAUGUGUAGAGGGCACUAAUAAUUCUAAAUCAUCAUCCUCUCUAGACAAUGGUGAUAGUAAUUCCUUAAGUACUCCAUCAAAAAAGCUAGACACCAUGGAGAGAUCAUUUGCAUUUUCUCAACAUGUCAAUGAUAUUGCUACACCAGAAUCAGAAUUCGGUCGCUACUUGAGAGAUUCUGAUGGUCCCCGAGUUGGUGAAGACUGUGAUUUACUGGAAUGGUGGCAUCUCAAUUCUCCAACCUAUCCAACUCUGGCAAAGAUUGCACGUGAUUUCUUACCAUCGCCUAUCUAUACUCCUCCGCUAGUGAAAUUAAGGAUAAGUAUGGUUGCAGUAUCAAACUGGUUUUGGCACAUAUAAAUGUUUGGUUGAA
This is a messenger RNA of Pistacia vera, 1341 nucleotides long. Its product is annotated as zinc finger BED domain-containing protein RICESLEEPER 1-like. The transcript is spliced from 5 exons. The record is from RefSeq and is a predicted model, not a curated record. Gene Ontology annotation, molecular function: DNA binding; protein dimerization activity. NCBI's taxonomy places the organism in Eukaryota, Viridiplantae, Streptophyta, Magnoliopsida, Sapindales, Anacardiaceae. The coding region runs from base 171 to 1328 and encodes 385 amino acids.